Penicillium canescens is the source of this 495-nucleotide messenger RNA. RefSeq lists its product as uncharacterized. The transcript has a single exon. Bases 1 to 495 code for a protein of 164 amino acids. The record is from RefSeq and is a predicted model, not a curated record. NCBI's taxonomy places the organism in Eukaryota, Fungi, Ascomycota, Eurotiomycetes, Eurotiales, Aspergillaceae.
AUGUCAACAACUACAGCAACAGCUGCCGCGGCCACAAGCACUGCGUGUGGAACCUCAGCCCAAUACGAACUCCCUGUUAAAGAUGCCGCAUGCGGUGUUCCCAACUCCGAUGGAUACAAGUCACUCCUUGCCAAAUGCGCGAAACCUGCAGGGGUAACCGCCUAUGACGAUGACUGUGCUCUCUACAGUCUGGCUGUUGACCAGUCAGUCCAAGAGCUCACAGACUGCCUCUACGACGCUGGCGUCGCUUGGAAAGAUGUUUGGUGUUACGGGUCAACCAACGCCACCGCCACUGCUACGUCCUACCCGACUGCAUCUGAGACCUCUUCGUCAAAAACUACAGGCACCAAGGAGUCAUCGACCACAACAUCGAGCUCGGAGUCCGCCACAAGCACAUCUGGAGCAGAUGUCACUUUGCAUCCCGUCCACCUCGGCGUCAAGGCCGUUGUUGUGUUUUCCACUCUCUUUGCGUCGGCAAUUUCUUUCGGAAUGUAA